This is a messenger RNA of Dichomitus squalens LYAD-421 SS1, 1131 nucleotides long. RefSeq lists its product as uncharacterized. The transcript has 11 exons. The coding region runs from base 19 to 1008 and encodes 329 amino acids. NCBI's taxonomy places the organism in Eukaryota, Fungi, Basidiomycota, Agaricomycetes, Polyporales, Polyporaceae. The record is from RefSeq and is a predicted model, not a curated record.
GCGAUGUCUUCAUCGCAGAUGGCCCAAUUGUUUGCCGAGGUCUCAAGCACCUUCACAGACAACUUGUGCACUAUCGCAGGAUCAGUUGUCUUUCUGUAUGAUUCACUUAUUACCACAGGUGACGAGAUCCAGUGCUUCUGGGGGAGGAAGGUUACCGGGGCAGCCAUUCUGUUCUACUUGAAUAAGUACAUGAAUACGCUCUACUUGGUCUGGGGCCUUGCCACAUUUUUGAAGUUAUCAGAUGAGAGCUGCACUAUCUCCACGAAGGGAGGAACAGUCGUGCAAGUCUUGAACUACUUUGUUCAGGCAGUUUUCACUGGCAUACGCGUCUAUGCGCUUCAGAAAGGCUUACUUCUCUCCUGCGUUACCUUCUGCCUCUCGGCAGUGCCUGUUGGAAUGAGCUUUGCGGAAUACUCCUUUGGAGUCACCGGCGAGAACAUAUUCCCAUUCGGAUGUAUGGGAGUGUACACUGGCCCUGCGGGACUCGCGAAAAGAGGUGUUGUGAUAUCCCGUUCAUGCAUGAUUGCGGCAGACUGCAUCGCCAUCGGGGCAACAUGGUUUACGCUACCCCGGCGCCGCGGCCUCGGCCAUGCAAAUCUGUUGAAGGGCACCAUCUCAGAUGUUCUUCUGGUAGAUGGGACCGUCUAUUUCUUCAUCCUUGCAAUUCUUGGUUGUCUGCACCUGACAUUCACCAUGAUCUCGCUUGCUGUACCUUCGCUACAAGUUACUAGCGUCUUCGGCGAUUUCACACCCUCGAUAACGGCCAUCCUCAUCUCUCGAUUCCUUCUGCACCUACAAUCUGCCAGCAUUGGGGCCAUGGGUGCGGGAGCUUCGCAAGCUUUGACGUCUCACAAUAGCUCUGUGGUCUUUGAGCGAGCCAUCGGUUCACUGGCGGCAUCAAUCACUCUAGACGACUACUUCCUACAUCAAGGUGUGCCGGAGUGUAGCGAUCAACACGGUGACGAAGAGAAUGAAGGCCGUACAUCGAUAUCGUCUCGUGACGGCUGAGUCGCGUCGGGAAACAUGCCGCGAAUUGAGGAGUUUAGUUUGGGAGUCCCCGUCUCUGUAUGCGUAUGGAUGCACUGUGGUCUUUUACAUUUGUUCCACAUUGAUCACGAAGCACUAUUCUAU